This is a messenger RNA of Daucus carota subsp. sativus, 3112 nucleotides long. Its product is annotated as receptor-like protein EIX2. NCBI's taxonomy places the organism in Eukaryota, Viridiplantae, Streptophyta, Magnoliopsida, Apiales, Apiaceae. The record is from RefSeq and is a predicted model, not a curated record. Gene Ontology annotation, molecular function: protein binding. The transcript is spliced from 2 exons. Bases 2 to 2839 code for a protein of 945 amino acids.
UAUGGAAAUGCAAAAAAGUACUACUAGUUUACUCAUACUUGUCUGCGCAUUCAGUUUAUUGUCCACUUUAAAGUUCGGUUAUGGGAGCAUAGUUGGAGCCUAUUCGAACAAGAGCUGCAUUGAAAACGAGAAACAAGCUCUGUUGAUCCUUAAAAAUAGUCUCAUCGAUGAAUCAAAUAACUUAUCGUCAUGGGUCGGAGAUGAUUGCUGUGCAUGGCAUGGAAUUAGCUGCAACAAAAGAACCGGCCGAGUCAUUCAACUUGAUCUUCGAGGUGCUGGUUUAAAAGGUGACGAAAUAAAUUCUUCUUUGCUCCAUUUGAAAUAUCUGAGUUACUUGGACUUGAGUUUCAAUGAUUUUGAGGAAACCCGAAUUCCCGAAUUUUUAAGUUGGUUUAAGGAUCUUACAUAUCUCAACCUUUCUAACUCGAAUUUUAAAGGUUUAGUUCCGCGUCAUCUAGGAAAUCUUUCGAGUUUAAGGUACCUUGAUUUAAAUGGUAAUCCUCUGUUAAGUAUUGAUGAUAUGGGGUGGUUAUCUAAGCUUUCUUUGUUGGAACACUUGGAUCUCUCCGGGGUAGAUCUUUCUGGCGCCAAUAAUUGGUUUCCACUUCCUAGUUCAAUUACAGUGCUUGUGAUGAUCAACUGCCACCUACCUGAAAAAAUCGAUUCUUAUCCGAUUUUUAUGAAUUUAACAUCUCUUGUUUCACUUGAUCUUAGUUAUAAUUACCUCAAAUCUUCUUUUCCGUUAUGGGUUUUGAACAAUAGUGACAUUGAAAAUCUUGUUCUUGGGUCUAACCAAUUUAAUGGCCAAAUUCCAAAUUCUAUUGAAAAGAUGACAUCUCUCACUGUUCUUAAUCUCGGUUCCAAUAACUUUCAAGGUUUGAUCCUCGAAAGUUUAGUGGCUUUGACAUCUCUCACUGAUCUUGAUAUUUCACACAAUAGUUUUCAAGGUUUUAUUCCUGAUGGGAUUGGAAAUUUGACGUCACUUUCUAGACUUGAUCUUUCUUUCAAUGGUUUCCGAGGCUCUAUCCCUCCAUCUAUUGGAAAUUUGAAAUCACUUUCAAAACUCGAUCUUUCAUCUAAUAAACUAAAUGGUUCAAUUCCACACGAGAUUGGCAGACUCGCGGAACUUACACAACUUUAUUCACAAACGAAUGAAUUAAGUGGUGGUCUGCCGGAAUCAUUUUGCCAAUUGUCCAAGUUAAAAAUAUUGUACAUUUAUGAUAAUCAUCUGAGUGGAAGCCUUCCGAAAUGCUUUGGAGAACUAUCAAAUAUAGAACAGUUGUAUCUUAUGGGUAAUGCAUGGGAGGGUAUUCUAUCAGAGCAUCACUUUUUUAGUCUCUCGAAACUGGCUUAUUUGGCUAUUUCUUCAGGGUCUAACUUAGUGUUGAAUGUUAGUUCGAAUUGGGUUCCUCCCUUUCAGCUCAGAUAUAUAUACCUGCAGUCCAUGACAGUCGGGCCCAAAUUUCCCCGCUGGCUCCAGACACAGAAACAGAUCAGUUACAUUUUCUUGGCAAAUUCGGGCAUAUCAGAUAUCAUUCCGGCUGAUUGGUUUGUGAGUGUGUUCGUAUCUCGGCUCAAGUCCAUUGAUUUAUCUGACAAUGACAUCAAUUUCGAAGGACUGUCAUCAGUUUCAGCAGCUCCAGUUGGUUUGAAUACAUUAGCACUCUCAAAUAACCGUUUUUCGGGUGAAUUUCCUGCUUUCUUGUGCAAUGUGAAGUCCUUAUCGACUUUAAUUCUCUCAAACAACAAGUUUACAGGAGAGCUCCCCCAGUGUUUAGGAAACCUAACAGAAUUGACCCAUUUCGAUGUGAUGAAUAACAGUUUCUCAGGUGAAAUUCCCGCGGCUUUGGGUAAUCUAGUACAUCUCAAUUAUUUAAACUUGCACAACAACUCGUUUCAUGGGAAAAUUCCCCUGUCCUUCCAAAAUUUGACAGAGCUGGUGACACUUGAUUUGGGAAAAAAUAAUCUGAAUGAUAAUUUUCCCCCUUGGACCGGAGAACAAUUACCUCGUCUAAAGUAUUUAAUACUCCGGUCCAACAAUCUCUAUGGCAAUAUUCCAGCACAGCUUUGCAGCUGCCCAUCAAUUCAACUUUUAAACCUGGCACAAAAUCAAAUCACAGGAAACAUUCCUUCUUGUUUCGGCAAUCUUAUUGCCAUGAUUGAAGGUGAAAGCGAAGUUCUACAUCCAGGUUUCAGUUAUUUAAGUGGUCAAAUGAUAGUAGAUGACGCGAAAGGGUAUGAGCUAAGAUACACAUCCACACUCGGGUAUCUGUUUUCCAUUGAUCUGUCAGACAACGAUAUCAGAGGAGAGAUUCCAGAAGAGUUGAUGGAUCUUGGAGGCUUAGUAAAUUUGGAUUUAUCGGGUAAUCAGCUAAGUGGAAGGAUACCUGAAGGAAUCGGGGAACUAAGUAAACUAGAAUAUCUUGAUCUGUCUAAGAAUAAGCUUUCUGGUCGUAUUCCACAGAGUCUAUCAGAUUUAAGCUUUUUAAGCCGCUUGAACCUCUCCUUCAAUAAUUUAUCAGGGAAAAUACCUACAGGAAACCAGCUUCAGACCCUUGAAGAUCCCUCCAUCUAUGCUGGCAACAAUAAUCUAUGUGGCCAACCCCUGAAGUCUUGCAUUACUGACGCGAAAUCAGAUCACAGAAAAGAUGAUACUGGCUCGUAUGAUGAGCACAUUUGGUUUUACACUGGGAUAUCACCUGGUUUCUUUGUUGGCCUUUUGGGAUUCUGCGCUUCUCUGUAUUUCAUCGACUCUUGGAGGCUUUCUUACUUUUACUCUGUUGAAAGAGUCUCUGAAAAGAUUGCCAUUGCCUUGUUUCCGCGGAAAUUCCAGUACUGAAAGCAGAUUCAUGCUUCGCAAGCUGUAACCUUGAAGCUGGAGGAGAAGGAAGUUGUGAAAUUCUGCAUCAUAUAAAUAAAGCUUCAUUAAUAGUGUUUCCAGUUGUUUUUAGCUAGCAGUAUUUGCCGUUGGUUUUCAAUAUAUUAGUUUCCAGAAUUAAGUAUUUAGAGCGUGAGUCAGAUUUCAUCAGAAAAGAGUAAGACUUAAGAAUAAGAGAAACCAGUCAUGCUUUGUUAUGGCUUGUUAUAUAUUUCAGAGAUAUUAAGGAUUAAA